Ceutorhynchus assimilis (cabbage seed weevil) is the source of this 3116-nucleotide messenger RNA. The record is from the annotation of a GenBank genome assembly. NCBI's taxonomy places the organism in Eukaryota, Metazoa, Arthropoda, Insecta, Coleoptera, Curculionidae.
CGAGUUGAAGUUCAUUGAUUUGAAGUUACAAAACUGAUCACAUGGGCCUGUCUUUUUGCUCGCUGAGGAUUAACCUUGGAUUAACCGACUCCACUAUACAUCUCAUAAAACUUAUAUAAUUUUGAUUUUAAUAAAAGCCUUUCAUAGGCCAUUUUCACGCAAGGAUAAUACACACUACUACACAGGAAUGCUUAUCGGCCUCCUUUUUGGGGAUCGCGGCCAUAUUGCAAAAGCACCAUUGACACCGUCAUCAGCUACGCCGUCAGCUGUUUGCGUCAGCGGUCGUAAUUUAGAAUAUACAUUUAUGAUGAAAAAAGUUAAAAUUAUUUAAAUUUGAUUUACUUAUAGGCAAAGAGGAAGAUGCACAAGAGAUCUGAAAAAGAGUAGUUUGUUAUGUUAAUUGAUGUAGUAAUGGCCGUUUCCACCAACUAUUUUAGGGAAGCCCUAAUGAUAAGUAUUUCGCAGAAUCAUAACAUGUGGUGCAAACACCCUAAGUCAAGGCGAGAAGCGACACGCUGCCUAGCAAACACCCUAAGUCAAAGCGAGAAACGACACGCUGCCUGCGUCUUCACUGGUGCUUUGGCACGGUGGGAGGCUUGAGAUUUGCGUCUGGGGUUAUGAAGAUUUGCAUUAUGUUGAGGCAGCCCGGAUGACGUCAUAAAGUUAUCAGACAACCUACCUCUAAACUAACCCAAACAACCUUGCCUUGAACGUUGAUAAGUAAUCUAUUCGAUUUGCAAAACCUACGCCACAGUGCGAUCGAAAUCACCCUGGGCGUCACACCGAGUGCACAUCAGGAGUGCGUUUAGAAAUGGAGUGUGAAGGUAGAGUAGUUCUUUGUCAGAGUGUUCUGACGUCAUCACUAGGAGUGCACUCCGGGUGCGCUAUUUCUGAACGUAUUGGGGCGUUUCGGUAAAUUGUCAAUGUCAAACCCGGUAAAAACCGCAGGGCUGCGUUCAAAAACGUACCUGAGUGGGGUAAUUUGGGCGCACUCUGAGCGCGUCAACUCUUGUUUUCUGAACGAUUCCAGCUUAGAGCAGGUAAUUUCCUAGGUGGGAGGAGUAGGAACAUGGAGUUGGAAAAUGAAGCCAGUUUUUUCCAGGUAUUUUGAGAUCCAAAAUAAUGGCGGUAUAGCUAAUUCAAUGCUUUACCUGUCAUUUGGUGUACAAGCACCUGCUAAAAACUGGCUUCACUUUAGUUCCAUAGCAUAAUGCCGCGUCCCUGCUCCUUAUGUCCAUAGGACAGCGCUUUACCUGCUCUAAGGAUUCCAGCGUAACGCUCCGAGUAAGCAACUGUUAAUUUAUGAACGGUUUAGACUCUAGGGACACUACCACACCCAGCAAUGAAUAAUUAUUCAUAGCUGGUGUGCACUCGGUGUGACGCCCAGGGUGAUUUCGAACGCACCCUUGAACUGUCCUGACAUUUCAAGAAAAACGAAGAACGUCAAAACGAAAAGUGGGAACGAGAAGUGAGGUUAGAAAUUCACAUUGUCAAAACAUUGCAACACAAAAUAUAAUUUUAUAAUUUGAAAAUUAGCAGAAAAUAAGCGUAAAACAUGAACCAACUAUUGAAAAACAACAAUAUCAAAUUAUUCCAAACACUCCUAACGAAACAGCUAAACAUGUCAGUGGCAAUUCGUAAAAAAUUCAGCACUGAAAUCGAAAAUAAGUUCAAAGUAACAGGUUUGUUGGACGGAAGGCCCUUAUAUUUAGAUGCACAGGCCACCACCCCUUUAGACCCCAGGGUUUUGGACGAAAUGAUGCCCUAUUUAACGUCUUAUUAUGGAAAUCCACAUUCCAGGACUCAUGCUUACGGAUGGGAAUCCGAGGCAGCAGUUGAAAAGGCCAGAAAUCAGGUAGCAAAUUUGAUAGGCGCAGAUCCCAAAGAGAUAAUAUUCACAUCAGGUGCAACGGAAAGUAAUAAUAUAGCAGUGAAAGGAGUAGCCAGAUUUUAUGCUUCAAAAAAGAAACACAUUAUUACAACUCAAACUGAACAUAAAUGUGUACUGGAUUCUUGUAGGGCCCUCGAAGCAGAGGGCUUCAAGAUUACAUAUUUGCCAGUACAAACUAAUGGCCUAAUUUCCCUAGAAGAACUAGACAAAGCAAUAACACCAGACACCUCAUUGGUAUCCAUAAUGACAGUGAACAAUGAAAUAGGUGUACGUCAACCAAUAGAAGAAAUUGGUAGAUUAUGCAAAGCUAAGAAAGCAUUUUUUCACACUGAUGCCGCUCAAGCAGUAGGCAAAAUACCUUUGGAUGUGCAAAGUAUGAAUAUCGACUUGAUGUCGAUUAGUGGACAUAAAAUUUAUGGACCAAAAGGAGUUGGAGCUAUUUAUGUCAGAAGACGUCCCCGAGUGAGAGUAGAAGCCAUUCAGAGCGGUGGAGGCCAAGAACGUGGUAUUAGAAGUGGAACUGUACCUACACCAUUAGCUGUAGGACUUGGUAGUGCCUGUGAAAUUUCACAGCAAGAAAUGGAAUAUGAUCAUGCUAGAAUAAAAAAGUUAAGCAACAGAUUGAUGGAUACCAUCUAUGGAGAGUUAACACAUGUUAUUAGAAAUGGGGAUCCUGUUCAUACAUAUCCAGGUUGUAUCAAUUUAUCUUUUGCCUAUGUAGAAGGUGAAUCAUUACUCAUGGCUCUUAAAGAUGUAGCACUAUCUAGUGGUUCUGCUUGUACUUCUGCCUCUUUAGAACCCUCUUAUGUUUUGAGGGCUAUUGGGACAGAUGAAGAUUUAGCUCACAGCUCUAUCAGGUUUGGUAUUGGUCGAUUUACAACUGAAGAAGAAGUGGAUUACACGGCCCGUAAAUGUAUAGAUCAUGUAACAAGGCUUAGAGAAAUGAGUCCCUUAUGGGAGAUGGUACAGGAGGGUGUUGAUUUGAAAACAAUCCAGUGGUCUCAGCAUUAAGUGAAUAUUUAGUUUUGUUUUAUUGUCUCAAAUAAUAAGAGUUGUAGGGUGUAAAUAUUUCUCAAAUUAAGUAAAGUGUUAAGUUUAUGUAAUUAUCUUUGAUAUAAUAAGAAAUGAGUUUGUGGAUAUUUUUGUUUUGGGUUUACAAAGAGGAUGUAAAAAUUGUUUGGUGCUUUCUGACACUUACAUAAAAUAAAAUUACUACCUAUUUCUU